AUGGAUGCCGAGUCUGUGGGCAAAAGGUUGUCUUACUUGGAGUCCACUGUUCACAGUGUUGGCUCUCUUGCUGUACAUGCAGCAGAGGGGGUUGGCAAAGAUAGGUCCAGCAGGCAAAUGGUGGCGUUUUUCGUGGGGCAGGCCAAGGAGAGGGCUUUGGAGCUGCUACGUACUUGGGAGGAGGGUGCCAAGGCCAGUAGGGAGGAAGGCAGGUCGCCGGGUCCAGGCCACAGGCCUCUACCCUUCAAGGUUCAACUGGUGCGUUUGGUUGGUGAAUUGCUCAAGCAGCAAGGGGUGGAUGGCGAAGGCGAACCCCUUCAGGAAAUCCUGGGGGCAAGUGUGGUGUCGGUGGAGGCGGCCUUCUACAGAGAACCGCGGGGGGAGUCGGCGGACCCUUGGGUGGUCACCAUUUUGUGCAAGCCUUCGCUGGAGGGGCUACGCUUGCGGUCUCCGCUGGGCAGUGAGGCGGUGCGCAGUGCCGACCAUAAAUUUGAUUAG
This is a messenger RNA of Symbiodinium natans, 498 nucleotides long. The record is from the annotation of a GenBank genome assembly. NCBI's taxonomy places the organism in Eukaryota, Dinophyceae, Suessiales, Symbiodiniaceae.